This is a messenger RNA of Cajanus cajan (pigeon pea), 1410 nucleotides long. NCBI's taxonomy places the organism in Eukaryota, Viridiplantae, Streptophyta, Magnoliopsida, Fabales, Fabaceae. The record is from RefSeq and is a predicted model, not a curated record.
AUGGCUAACUAUUAUCAUUGGACAAAUCAUGGUGAACCAAUACCCCCAAUUCCUCCUAUGGUUGCAGAUCAAUCAUACUAUGCUAGUAAUGGGCCUAGGGAAAUGUUUGAUAAUUAUCAACAAUUGGUCAUGGAUGCUGCUGGACCAGAAAUUGGCACCCACCUUGACCAACAUGAUGAUGACAACAACAACAUAAUGAUGGAAGAUCCAAACGUAGAGGCACAAAAAUUCUUUCAAAUGUUAAAGGAUGCACAAUCUCCUUUAUGGGAUGGUUGUGAUAAAUAUUCUGUUUUGUCUGCUUCUUUAAGAGCUUUAACUUUGAAAACAGACUAUGGUUUAUCCGAAGGAUGUUUUAAUGAAUGGAUGCAAUUUAUGGGGGAUAUAAUGCCAGAUGACAAUCGUUUUCCUAAAAAUAUUUACCAAGCAAAGAAAACAGUUGCUGAAUUGGGGUUAGGAAGUAUGAAAAUUGAUUGUUGUCCAAGUGGAUGUAUGUUGUACUACAAGGAAAAUGAGAUGCUCCAAAAUUGUAAAGUUUGUCAAAGGCAGCGAUAUAAACGUUUUACAAGACGAGGUAAGGACAAAGUAGUGCCACUUAAAAGUAUGUGGUACUUCCCUCUUGUUCCUAGGUUGAAACGAUUGUAUUCUUCAAUGCAAACAGCUCAUGAAAUGAAAUGGCAUCAUACUCAUCAAAGAGAACCUAGUUCUUUGUCUCAUCCCUCAGAUGCAGAAGCUUGGAGACACUUUGAUGAAACAUGGCCUGAUUUUGCUCAAGAGCCUCGAAAUGUUCGAUUAGGGUUGUGUGCUGAUGGCUUUGCUCCAUUUGACAAAACUGGUAGGACUUAUUCUUGUUGGCCUGUAAUUGUUACUCCUUAUAAUUUGCCGUCGUGGUUGUGUAUGAGAAGAGAGUUCAUGUUCUUAACCAUUAUAAUUCCUGGGCCAUCCAACCCAAAGAAUAAAGUUGAUGUGUACUUGCGCCCCCUUAUAGAUGAAUUAAAAAUGCUAUGGGAUGAUGGAGUUAUGACUUAUGAUGUGUCCUUGAAGCAAAAUUUUUUGAUGAGAGCAGCUUUGAUGUGGACGAUCAAUGAUUUUCCAGCCUAUGGGAUGUUAAGUGGUUGGAUGACAAUGGGAAGACUUGCUUGCCCAAUUUGUAUGGAAAAUAAUAGAGGGUUUAGCCUUGCAUGUAGUAAAAAGACAUCAUGGUUUGAUUGCCAUCGUCGAUUCUUACCACAAGAUCAUCCAUAUAGAAGGAAUAAGACUUCAUUUACAAAAGGCAAAGUUGAGGUUCUAACUCCUCCACGAAGGUUGAGUGGUCAAGAAAUAUGGGAAAGGGUUCAACAUCUACCAAGUAUUGAAGAAUCGCAAGAACAAAAUCCAUCAGGCUAUGGGAAAGGGCACAAUUGGACAAAAUGA